GCGUUUGAAAGCCGUCGUUGGAGCUGCCAUGUGUGCAGGUUGAAUGCCCUCUCUGUUUCCUUGCAGGCCUCUUUCCCAGGGAACCUGCACUUGGUGAUGGUCCUGCGUCCCACGGGCUUUUUCCAGCGCACCUUCACGGACAUUGGCUUUCGCUUCAGCCAGGAGGAUUUCCUGCUCAAGUUACCGGUUGUUAUGCUGAGCUCAGUGAGCGACCUGCUGACAUACAUUGAUGAGCAGCAACUCACCCCAGAGUUUGGAGGCACCCUGGAGUACUGCCACAGCGAGUGGGUCAUCUUCAGGACUGCCAUAGAGAGCUUUGCCCUGACGGUGAAGGAGAUUGCCCAGCUGCUGCAGUGCUUCGGGACGGAGCUGGCGGAGGCGGAGCUGCCCGACGACGUGUUCUCCAUCGAGCGCAUCCUGGCCCUGCGCACCGAGAGGUACUGCCAGCUCAAGGAAGAUAUUACAGCAGUCACAAAAGAGGGAAACUUGCUUUUGAGCAGUUUUGAAGAGCCUGACUCUAGGGAAUGCAGUCAGGACCAGCACCACGAGAGGCCUGGGGACUGGGAGACUGUGAAUAGGUUACUUGGUCAGCUGCGUGAGAUGGAGACUGCUUUUGAUGGCUUCUGGGAAAAACAUCAGUUAAAAAUGGAACAAUAUUUACAGCUGUGGAAGUUUGAGCAAAGUUUUCAAGAGGUCAAGAAUGCCAUUGAAUUUUUAAUGGGUCAGCAAGCAGAGCUGCCCGACACUGGUGACAGUGUCCUCCAAGUGAAACAGAGGCUCAAGGACUUGGGUCAUUUUGAUGGUAUGGCUCAGGAUCUGAUAGGGAAGGCUCAGGUGGUGAUUCUACACGGACACCAGCUAGCAGCAAAUCAUCACUAUGCACUGAACUUAAUCUGCCAGCAAUGCAACGAGCUGCGGCACCAUUCUGAUGUCUUGUCUGAGGAGAUCAAAAGGAAGCAGAUGCGGCUGCAGAAGACCUUGGAUCUUCACACACGCCUUCAGCAGGCUCUGCAGUGCUGUGAUGAAGGUGCCUACCUGCUUGCCAACCAGCAGAUGGAUAAGUGCCAGUCUAAAGAAGGUGCUCAGAAAGCUCUCCAGGACAUAGAGAGAUUUCUUGAAAGCUCUUCAGCCUACUUGAACUAUGAUCCCCAAGCCCUACACUACGAUUUUGAGUCAGUUUUAACAUCUGACUUGAAGUGCCAGAUCCAGUCAGUGCAGGUCAAGCUCGAGAACGUUCGAAGCAUGUUUGAGAAUCGUCAGUCUUGCUUCAGGAAGCUCUUGGAUAAACACGUGCGGCCCGUCCAGUUAGUGGCCCCUCGGCCAGAAAAUCCACCGAGAGCAAAAUCACCUCUCUUCUCUCCUAAACAUGGUAUGGAUUUUAAUUCCAGCUUGAAAUUUUCAUUUGAUCUGUCCCUCCCUGGGAAGAAAACAUCAAGAAAAACACCAAGUUCUCGCAAGAUAGAAGUGAUGCACGACUAUCAGGAAAAACGGAAUUCCUUGCAGUAUUUUAUUUCAGACAGUGAUGACAACUUAGAUAUACUAAAAGGCCACGUCAUCAAUGAGCUUAUAGAAACUGAGAGAGUCUAUGUAGAGGAGCUCUUCACUGUUCUGACGGGCUACAGGGCGGAGAUGGAUAACCCUGCCAUGCUGCUCCUCAUGCCCCCCGUGCUGAGGAACAGGAAGGAUGUCCUCUUCGGAAACAUGCCCGAGAUAUACGACUUCCACAACAAAAUUUUCCUGCACAGUUUGGAAAGCUGCCUGGGAGCACCGGAGAGAGUGGGAUUUUGUUUCCUAGACAGGCGAGAGGAUUUCCAGAUGUAUGAGAAAUACUGCCAGAACAAGCCCCGCUCCGAGUCCCUCUGGAGGCAGUGCUCUGAAAGCACCUUCUUCCAGGAAUUUAAAUUAGAACACAAACUUGGGCUGGAUUCCUAUUUGCUCAAACCAGUCCAACGCUUGACAAAAUACCAGUUACUUCUGAAGGAGUUGCUAAAGUACAGCACGAGCUGUGAUGGAGUUCAGGAACUUCAAGAAGCUUUGGUUGCAAUGUUGGAUUUGUUAAAGUCAGUCAAUGACUCUAUGCAUCAGAUUUCAAUAACAGGAUAUGAUGGUGACCUGAGCGAGCUGGGGAAAGUAUUGAUGCAAGGAUCUUUCAGUGUUUGGACAGGACACCGAAAAGGUCCAACAAAAAUGAAGGAUCUUGCCAGGUUCAAGCCAAUGCAGAGGCAUCUGUUCCUGUAUGAGAAGGCCUUGGUCUUCUGCAAGAAGCGAGAGGAGCAUGGAGAUGGCUAUGACAAAACCUCAUCUUACAGUUUUAAGCACUUUUUGAAAAUGAAUGCAGUUGGAAUAACUGAGAAUGUGAAAGGAGACCAUCGGAAGUUUGAAAUCUGGUAUAGCGGGCGAGAAGAGGUCUACGUCGUGCAGGCCCAAACAGUAGAUCUGAAGAUGGCAUGGUUGAAUGAAAUAAGAAAAAUUUUGUUCAAGCAGCAGGAACUUAUAAAAGUGGAGAAGCAGCAGCCCAGCUCGUGCUCGGAGCAGGUCCCACUGUCCUCCCAGCUGAGUGAUGGGAAGCAGCAGAGAGCCUCCAUCAGCUCAGAGGAGAACGACUCGGAGCGCACCAGCCCGGUGCUGCUGGACAGUGGGCUUGUGUCCCCCCAGAACAAGCCCCACAGAGGCUGGCCAGGAAUGUCUCAGUCCCUGGAGAUCUGCGAGGGGCUGGAGGAGUGGUCGGGUAACCAGUACCUCUCCAACUGCUCGGACACCGAGGAGGAGGAGGGGAACCAGCUGUCUCCAGGAAAAUACAAAGCCCUUGCAGACUGCAAGAGGAGAGGAUCAGAGGACCUGCUGGUGAAAAAUGGGGAUGAAAUUCAGCUUUUGCAUGAAGAUGGUGAGGGACAGUGGUUGGUGAAAAACCUAAACAGAAGAAAAGAAGGCUGGAUUCCAGUGCACAGUCUGCAGAUAGUAGUCGGUGACUGCAGAUUUCGGAAUGCCAAAGUCGCAGAUGCUGCCCUGUGUAACACGAGAAAGUUUAGUUCCCCUUGAAUUAAGGGUGAACUAGUAGCAUCCUAUUUUCGAUGCUCUUUGGAAGCUUUCAACUCAGUGUUACAGAGAAAUAGCACAAUAGUUGGAGUUGUCCUGUACUAUUCAUCACAUUCACAGACCUCCACAGCUUCAUCUGCACUGAACGGGACCGGGGUCCUAAGCAGCUUCUCAUGCUCAUAAAGGAAGUCAUUCUCUGCUCUUUCUUUAUUUUUUUGUUUUUCUCCUAUGGAAAGUACAGUAAUUUAUUAUUUUUACCUGCUGUUUUUCCAUGACAUCCAUCCCGUUUCAUCAGAGAAGUACACUACAGUUUCCUGACACUUUGUUUAGAUGCUUGAAAUUUCCUCUACAGGUUGAAGGCUUUACCUACUUACUAGCUGACAACUAUUGAAGUUGCAAAUAAAAGAGUUGAGUUUUGGUAAACCAAAAAAAAAAAAAACAACAACCAAAAAGCAAAACCAAACCAAACAAAGAAGCUGUAUGUCCUGCUUAAUUGAUUUUAUGAAUGGAUUUUUUCUUAAAUACCUACUUCAGCUUUGUGAAUGUAAUGUUCUGUAAGAGCAUCAUCUGGCUGACUCACACGUGAAGAUGCAAUAACCCUAAAGAGCCUCUUUUUGCACUUAGGGUCUGACUCCAGCCCACUGCAGCCAGUCCCCUUGGUUUCAGUGAGGUUUGGGCCAGGUCAAACUGACAACUCAGGGUUGUCACCAAUCACUUAGGGUCCCAAAGUGUCCCAAGGCUGAAACCUGUAUCUAGCAAGUGUUGAAGUUUACAUUAAAUGUAUGUACUUUUGGAA
Merops nubicus (carmine bee-eater) is the source of this 3832-nucleotide messenger RNA. RefSeq names its product MCF.2 cell line derived transforming sequence (gene MCF2). Lineage: Eukaryota; Metazoa; Chordata; Aves; Coraciiformes; Meropidae. Gene Ontology annotation, cellular component: cytoplasm. The annotation marks the transcript as partial. The transcript has 26 exons. The record is from RefSeq and is a predicted model, not a curated record. Gene Ontology annotation, molecular function: protein binding; guanyl-nucleotide exchange factor activity. Gene Ontology annotation, biological process: dendrite development; intracellular signal transduction.